Episyrphus balteatus (marmalade hoverfly) is the source of this 909-nucleotide messenger RNA. RefSeq names its product probable serine/threonine-protein kinase tsuA. Bases 1 to 909 code for a protein of 302 amino acids. The record is from RefSeq and is a predicted model, not a curated record. The transcript has a single exon. NCBI's taxonomy places the organism in Eukaryota, Metazoa, Arthropoda, Insecta, Diptera, Syrphidae.
AUGUCGAAAACUUGUGCCAAGUGCAACGAUAAACUAAAGCGAUCUGAAAUGAUUGUGUGUCGAUUGUUUUGUGGCCAAUAUUUUCAUAAAGACUGUGUUGGAAUUUCUUCAGAAGAAUCAAAUAUUUUAUCAAAAUCUAAUUUUAAUUGGCAGUGUGACAGUUGUUCUCUUAUAAACCUCUCCAACUUUUUUAACCGAUUUACGGAGCUUUCACAGUGUGUUAGUGAAUUGAAAAGAGAAAUAUGUUCUUUACGCGAAUUAUUUCAUAACCCCCAAAGUGUAAAGCCUCUCUUAAAUUCAAAAUCUCCCGCAUUAACUGAUCCAUCAAAAAACAAUUUAAUUCCACCUACUACUGCCCCCCGCGAAAAUGUUAGUCCAUCUACAUCAAAUAAUUCUAACCAAAGCGUCGCAGUGGUUGCUGACAGUGUUGAUCAACAGAAAGAAACGGAAACAAAUAAUGCAUCAAACUUUUUAAUAAACUGCGCUCCAAACAUCAAUAACAAUUCAUCAUUCGCGAGGGUUAACAAAAAUAACAAUGAAAAACUCUCUCGCGGCCCAAUUUCUAAUGUUCCUAUCUAUGGUACAAACACAAACUCGGAUCUUAAUGUGAUUCUCAAUAACAAGUGGGUUCAUUUAUCAAGCUUCUCAAAUGAUACUGAACCAGACUCAAUUGUUGAAUAUAUAUCCAAUAUUACUAAAAUCCCGAAUCAAUUUUUUAAAUGCUUUAAAUUAACCAAAAAAGAUGCUGUUAUGAGUGAGUUACCCUUUGUUAAUUUUAAGCUUAGUGUACCAGAAGACAAGUUGAAUACUAUCUUGAUGCCUACUAUAUGGCCUGAAUUUGUCCGUGUGAAGUUGUUUGUUCCAACUCCAAAAAACCUAAAACAACAAAAUGCAAUAACAACAACAUAA